This is a messenger RNA of Galeopterus variegatus (Sunda flying lemur), 1593 nucleotides long. It is a transcript of the gene SPTSSB, whose product is annotated as serine palmitoyltransferase, small subunit B. Gene Ontology annotation, biological process: ceramide biosynthetic process; endoplasmic reticulum organization. The transcript has 2 exons. NCBI's taxonomy places the organism in Eukaryota, Metazoa, Chordata, Mammalia, Dermoptera, Cynocephalidae. Gene Ontology annotation, cellular component: serine palmitoyltransferase complex. Gene Ontology annotation, molecular function: serine C-palmitoyltransferase activity. The coding region runs from base 104 to 334 and encodes 76 amino acids. The record is from RefSeq and is a predicted model, not a curated record.
GAGAAUAAGUGACCCACACAGGAUCAUUCCUGGAGCUGCAAGGCCAAGGACACAGAUCUGGACCCUCCCAGGGCAGACUUUCUGCAGCUUGAAGGAGCUGACCAUGGAUAUCAGGCGUGUGAAGGACUAUUUCUCCUGGCUCUACUAUCAGUACCAAAUCAUUAGCUGCUGUGCUGUCUUGGAGCCCUGGGAGAGAUCUAUGUUCAACACCAUCUUACUAACCAUUUUUGCUAUGGUGGUGUACACUGCCUAUGUCUUUAUUCCAAUCCACAUUCGCCUGGCUUGGGAAUUUUUCUCAAAAAUGUGUGGAUAUCACAGUACAAUUUCUAAUUGAUCUUGUCUGCAUUCUGUGAAAUGGCACUGCAUAUUUAUAUGUUGCUUACAACUCAUUGAUUUAGGUGACUACUGUGUCUUUCACUAUCUGACCUGAAAAGCGUUCUUCUCUAUGCACUCAUAUAUCCUGCCUGAAAUUUGAGAUAGAUGCCUCUUUAAUUUCUUUUGUACAUGCUACAUUGUGCAUUAGACCAUAGAUAAAAGAAUGAAUUUACCUCACAUACUGUAGCCAUUCAAUGAAAAUCUAUGACUUUAGAUUUUUUUUUAAAUCAGGACAAUUUCAUAUAAAAUUUUUCCAGAAAAUAGGCUUAUAAAAGAUCUAUCAGAAUCAUAUAUAAAAUGCUCCCUGAUACCUAUUCUAUACUGAAGGGUAUAUUUUAAAAUUUUUCUUCAUAGGCUACUGUCAGAAGUAUCCUAUAUUUGUUUACAAUGUAUAAUAAAAAGAUGUGAAUAAAUCACAUGGACCCCCUAAAGUUUUAUUUUCUAGUAAACUGCUGAUACCUAGAAUUCUUUAACUUCAAGUGCAAAAGAAUAGGCUGGAGGCAAUUAUUUCCUUUCAGACAAGGUUCAUAAAUUGUUUCAAAUGCCUCUGAAAGUCUGGCUUUAUAACAGUUUAAAAUCAACAGUGUUGAUUUUGGAUAACCAAGUAAGUAUUAUAAUACAAAACAAUUUUAAGUAUAAGAAACAAAAUAUAAUCAAAGUAAAUUCAGAUAUUGUGACUUUUGAUGUUGCCUUGCCUUGCAUGAUACUGAGGAAAAAAGAGAAAAGAAAUUGUUUUCUUUCUGUGCUUUCACUCAGUGGAGGAAAAAAAGAAGCAUGUACUAGGCUACAGGAAGAAAAGCUAAUAAAUAGACUGGAAGUAAUAUUCUACCAGCAGGAACUCAACAGCUCCAGGUUAAGUGCUUUGAUAUAGUGGCUCCUUUGCAGAGCAGAAACAAGAUUUAUUAAAUUUUCUUCGAAGUGUUUAUCUUAAAAAUAAAUAUGAGUUUUUAAUUAUACUGCUGAAUCAAAUGUGAAUGCCAAAGACCAAGCCUUGCAAUUUUUCUUUCCUCUCAAUAAAUAUUAAUGUUAGUAAUUCUGGAGAGUAAAAAUGUAAAUAGCUUUUGGACAGUAUUUGCACCCUUGCCUCUGUUAUAAAAAAAAAAUUUCCAGGGAGAGAUAGAGAAAAAGAUGUUUGGCAUGCCAGAUUAAUUUGCAUGUUUGUUUAAAAAAAAUGUUUCAAAGAAAAUUCAGAUCUGAACAUGUAUUUGUUGAUUUUUG